This is a messenger RNA of Microsporum canis CBS 113480, 213 nucleotides long. RefSeq lists its product as hypothetical. Bases 1 to 213 code for a protein of 70 amino acids. Lineage: Eukaryota; Fungi; Ascomycota; Eurotiomycetes; Onygenales; Arthrodermataceae. The record is from RefSeq and is a predicted model, not a curated record. The transcript is spliced from 3 exons.
AUGUCGUUGCUUUGCGGUUGGCAUUAUUUCAGCGGUAUAUACACACCCUCUCCGUUAGCUUUGGCUGGAUCGAAGUUAACUAACCCGUCCAUCGAGAUCAUAUGCUAUCCCGCUUCCAUAUUCUGUGGAUGUUGGGGAACGGAGAAGGGAAAGCGCAUGCUCUCGAGACCCGUCGAAUGGAAUGCGGAGGUCAGCCAGGUCAUCCCGUUCUGA